GCGCACCCGGAGUCUCGCAUAUGCUUUCAGAGACACUGUUAUAAGCAUUGAUAUGAAAUGCAGUUUACGUUUAACUGUUAAGUGCUUUCAGUCGUAUCGUUUGAAACUCAAAAACACACAUUUCGUUCAUUCAAUGAUUGCCUUAUAUAUUGUUUGUUAACUUAUUUCUUUAAAAAUAAUAAUAAUAUCCCAUUAAAAAUACAUACUAUUUAUUUGAAUAUCUUAUUUCAUCGGUUUUUUUAAACAUAUAUUCAAAUGUCCGCUGCUUUAGUGUCCUCGACAUUCUUCGGCGACUUCGGUGACCACUAUCGGUCCAACGGAUCGACAGCUCUUCAAACUUCACCGAAAAAUAGUUUUGGCUCUCAAUUAGUAGACAAGUCGUCGAUUUACAACACUGUCCAACAAAUUAAUAAUAAUAAUAAUAUUAUUAAUAAUAACAUUAACAACGCUCUCAGCAAUACUACAGCCAAUAGUAAUGUAAAUGUUAUGAGCCGUCGGUUAGUGACCACAACAAACAGUGUUCCCUUAAAUUUGAAUUCACAUCGACUCCAGACUUCGACAACAGUGCCAGCAAUGCAUCAGAAGAGCCUUCUUCAGGGUGUCAAUCAAAACAAUACUCAGACACCGCCGCCGCCGAUCACUCUGGUCAGGGGUCUGACCACUCAGUGCUCUCUAACUAAUAAUAAUAUUAUCAAUAAUAAUAAUAACAAUACGAUUAACGCCAACAUUGGCAACAAAGAGCACAAGAAGUUGGACCGCAGUUAUAGCGAACCGGCAGAGAAACAAUGUCAACAGCAAUUGGUUCGUCUUAACUCGACAUCGGCAGCAGUGGCCGGUCCUAUGUCUUCACGGUAUAAAACAGAGCUAUGUCGCAGUUUUGGCGAAGUGGGCACCUGUAAGUACGGUGAUAAAUGUCAAUUCGCACACGGAGGACAUGAACUCAGGAUUAUUACAAGACAUCCCAAGUUUAAGACAGAAAACUGUAAGAGCUUUCAUUCGACUGGAUUUUGUCCGUACGGUCCGCGAUGUCAUUUCAUACACAAUAGCGAAGAACAGAAGAAAAGCAUUAUGAAUAACUUGGGAUCGGCUGAUAAUAAUACGAGUCCACAAAAUGGUGGUAAUAUUAUGACCAGCAAUGGUCAUAACAAUAAUAAUAAUAAUAAUAAUAAUAUGAUGAAUAACAUGAACCUAAACAACGCAAACAACUCAAUGGUUAACCAUUUGAGUCAAGCAUUUGGUACGGCUUUUCAAUCCAAUCAAAGCUYACAUACAUUGCGUCCAAAAUCGUUGUCUAUUGGAAGUUAUAGUUUGGGCUCUUCAGGAGAGAUCUCACCGCCGAGUAGUCAGAGCGGAAGUCCCACUUCACUCAACAGUUUCUUCACCGAAGAUCCGUUUAACGCGUUUAUAUCGCCAGCAAAUCAGGCGUUGGGCACCUGUGCUAACAAUGCUUUUUCAUUUUCACCUGAUUUUCAAUCACUCAUGUCUUCUAACAAAUCUGGUUUUAGUGGAUCACAACCCACACUUUGUCCGCCCUUUGGUCUAAACGGUAAUCUAAACAACGAAAUUACCAAUGGAUCCAUUGUUAUGCCAAAUCUAUUUUCGAAUCAAUUAAUUACAUCCAAUAUGAGCGAUGGCAUGACAUCAAGUUUGUCAACAACACCACCUCCACAGACACCGAAAGGUUCGUAUCCGAUGGCACCGGACUCGCCGGUCGAUAGCAUUGCAUCGGAUGUUGAGGCACUCAAAUUGGAUCAAACAUCGGGUUCACCAAUGGAUGUAAACAAGAGUCUUCCACGACUACCGAUAUUCGCCAGAUUUUCUAUCAAUGGUGGCUCUGAUGAAUAAGACAUGUCGUUAAGUAAGAAAAGGCAGUCAAAAACACCAUACAUUUGAAUACACCUAAAAACCCAACACUUUAUUUAUUUGACACUAUUAUUGUCCACACAUUUUGAGAGACUAAGCGCUGGAAUUUAGCCCCACUUUUAUCAUACACUUUAAAACCCCUCUUAAUAUAAGCCACUCUCAGGUAAUUUAUAAUACUUUUGUGUGAAUAUAUAUAUAUAUAUAUAUAUAUAUA
Molecule: messenger RNA, 2077 nt
Organism: Oppia nitens
Lineage: Eukaryota; Metazoa; Arthropoda; Arachnida; Sarcoptiformes; Oppiidae
Product: protein TIS11-like
Exons: 2
Coding region: 256-1845 (529 amino acids)
Molecular function (GO): metal ion binding; mRNA binding
Source: RefSeq, a predicted model, not a curated record